Molecule: messenger RNA, 1419 nt
Organism: Penicillium diatomitis
Lineage: Eukaryota; Fungi; Ascomycota; Eurotiomycetes; Eurotiales; Aspergillaceae
Exons: 2
Coding region: 1-1419 (472 amino acids)
Source: RefSeq, a predicted model, not a curated record
AUGGAUGUCCAUCGCUUCAAGCCCCCACUCCCCUUAUCCCCCAACAAACGAUCCAUCUCCGCUACCUUCCCACUGACCCAUGGAUCAUCAUCCUCCGCUCCCCGAUCCGAUGACCAGCCGACUCCAGACCGAGAGCCGGUUGCAGGCAACAAUACAACUGACCUCGCGAGCUCACCCGACACUGGCCAUGCAUCUCAUCAUGGCCGCGACCACUUUGUCAAUUCAUUAGACAACACCCUCUCUCGCGCCCGACCGCGAACCGUCCCAAAAUCGGGGGAGCUCCCGAGCUUCGAACCGGUCAGGCCGCAACACCACAGCCACCAUCAUCGUCAUAAGCAUAGCAAGUCACGGGAACUGCGGUUUCCACGACCAAUGACUCAUUUCGCAUCGUCGGCUAGUGCUCGUGGCUUGUUCCCUUCCUGGUCGGGUGGUCGUGAUAAAGACCGCGACAGCGACCAUGGCCUACUGAGACCGCUGACGAGAGAGACCACCCGGUCUCGUUGGGGAUCGGAAUCGACCGGUCGCCUGAGCUCGGGCAGUCGACGGGGAAGCUUACUGGAUGUGCCUGAGCAAUAUGAGCGACUGGGUCCGAUCCAGCGACGGGAUCUGUCGUCGAUGGCAGAUGUGGAGAGAGUGAAAAAGCGACGUGAGCAGGGUGAAGAGUAUAUUCGGACUGCGCUCACUGGCAUCGGUUCUCUUGCGACGGAACUAACGCGACGGUUGGACUACACGUACUAUAACCUCCUGGAGAAACUUACGGCGCUCAACUCGACGAUCGGCUCAUUCCAGGAACUCUCACUAUCGGCGUCAACCUUAUUGAAAGACUUUGAGAAGGAAACCUCCGAAUUGGACCAGGACAUUCGGAGACAGAUCAAUGAGCUUCAGGGAUUCGCGCCCCAGACUCAGAAAGCGAAUGCGCUGGCCGAGCGCAUGGACAAAGGUCGACAUCGAGCCGAAGAGCUGAACAAGCGACUCGAGGAGGUCAAGUCCCAGAUUGACCGCUGGGAGCAAAGAGAGGCUGAGUGGCAGAGCCGUGUGAGUCGGCGCUUGCGAAUUUUCUGGGGCGUUGUGGUUAGUGCAGUCCUCGUGUGCAUACUCGCUGGGGCGAUUCGCAGAUGGCCGAGCUCGCAUCCAUCACAACAGAACAAAUGCCGUCCAAUCCCAUCCUUGUCAGAGAUAGGAAAUGAGUCGGUGACAGAGACUACUCCGCCGCUGGAUAUAUGGGACUCUUCGUGGAGAGUUGACGAGGCUACUAGCGAAGCAGGCUCGUCAUGGUAUCCAAGCAGCCUUGCAGAGCGACUACAGCGCCUCGAGCAGACACAAUCGAUGUCAAGCGCUUCACCCGGUUCUCGGCCAUCGGUUGCGGCAGAGAGGUCCGAGAGAAGUCACGAUCCCUUUCGACUGCUCGAUGAGCUCUGA